CACUUCCGGCCGCGAUAGCGAGCGGACGCAUUUGGAAUGGGCUCUGUCGGAGCGGUAUCAGCGGCCGUUUCUGGCCGCGGAAACAGGGUGUCUGCUGCCUCGGAUAACGAGUAUCGCGUUGUUUUGCCUAGUCUGCCUUCAGGAAGUUUAGUUUUGAAUACGGUUUUCAUGCAUGGGGAUGUGAGGGCCCGGCCCUAUCGUGUAGAAGACUUCAGGGAUACGCUGAGUGACUUGAAACUGCUCCCCGAGGUUUCGUCCUUGGGGGCGUAUCAAAUGAAUCACGUAUGGGCAGUCACGUUCAAGUGUGCGGAAGGCGCGAAGAGGCUGCUCGAAAAAGCCGACGUGAAAGUGAAGGGCCAGCGUUGCGUCCUCAUUGACCCGUCGAAGAAGGAGCUGCGGUUGAAGUUGCACUGGCUCCUGCCUACCGUUCCCGACGACGACGUACGGACGGCCUUGCUGAACUACGGAAGAGUGACGGAUGUAGUCAAGGAACGGUGGAAGGUCAGCGGCGUGUCUGACAAGGCCUCAACGACACGUACCGUGACAAUGAACCUGAAGGCAGGAGUCAAGCCAGAGGAUAUACCCCAUCAGAUAAGGAUUGCUGGUGAGCUUGCCCUUGUGGUAGUGCCGGGAAGGGCACCACUAUGUCUUCGCUGUCAGUGCACCGGGCACAUUCGCCGGGACUGUAAGGUGCCGCGCUGCACGCUGUGUCGUCGCUUUGGCCACACCGAGACGGAAUGCGUGCGUACCUACGCCAGUGUCGCGGGGCCCGUGGGGAGUGACGACAACUCGGAGCUACUAAUGGAUGAAGCGAUGCGGAAGCAGCAGCGAGUGCUGAGACAGAAAGCGCUACGACGGACAGUGCACCGGCUGAACAAAUCUCAAGCGAUAAAGUUCGAGCUGGGCCGACGAACUUUAAAGGCGAAGGCGCACUACCGGUUACAGAUGAAGCCUCAGAAGCAGCACUGGUGA
Messenger RNA from Rhipicephalus sanguineus (brown dog tick), 972 nucleotides. RefSeq lists its product as uncharacterized. Lineage: Eukaryota; Metazoa; Arthropoda; Arachnida; Ixodida; Ixodidae. The record is from RefSeq and is a predicted model, not a curated record. The transcript has a single exon. Gene Ontology annotation, biological process: activation of innate immune response. Gene Ontology annotation, molecular function: zinc ion binding; double-stranded DNA binding; RNA binding. The coding region runs from base 37 to 972 and encodes 311 amino acids.